CGUCUCUAUGCCUCUCUGUUCCCGCUGCCUGUGAUGUGCUGACCAUCUCCCUGGUUGCAGAUGUCCUGUGAGAAAGUCACCUCUGUGCUGCGGCUGCUGGGAACCAGCCUGUUCGCUCUGGCGGUAUUGGGAGCCAUCACCCUCGCCUAUGUGAAAGGAUAUCAAUUUGGCUCCACGGAGAAUUAUCACCUGUCUUUCGGGGUUUAUGGGGCGAUUCUCGCUCUGCACCUCUGUAUCCAGAGCCUCUUCGCCUAUCUGGAGCAACGCAGGAUGAGGGCUCGGGGGCGGCUCAGCAAGUGCAGCAGGUCCACAGCCCUGUGUAUCGCGGCGUUUCAGGAGGAUCCCGAGUAUCUGAGCAAGUGUCUGAUGUCGGUCAAGAGGCUGUCCUACCCCAACCUGAAGGUGGUAAUGGUGAUAGAUGGCAACAGCGAGGAGGACAUGUACAUGAUGGAGAUCUUUAACCAGGUGCUGGGCCAGGACAACACUGGCUCCUAUGUCUGGAGCAGUAAUUAUCACGACAGAGACCCCGGGGACACAGACUUUACCCUGACUGAGAACAAGAAGCGGGUGGAGCAGAUCGUGACCCAGAACAAGUUCUCCUGCAUCAUGCAGAAGUGGGGAGGCAAGAGAGAGGUCAUGUUCACAGCCUUCAGCGCUCUGGGAGACAGCGUGGACUAUAUACAGGUAUGUGAUUCGGACACUGUGCUGGAUCCUGCCUGCACCAUAGAAAUGGUGAGAAUCCUGGAGGAAGAUCCCAAGGUGGGAGCAGUGGGUGGAGAUGUACAGAUACUGAAUAAAUAUGAUUCGUGGAUCUCCUUCCUGAGUAGUGUACGCUACUGGAUGGCGUUUAAUGUGGAGCGGGCGUGUCAGUCCUACUUUGGCUGUGUUCAAUGCAUCAGCGGCCCAUUAGGCAUGUACCGCAAUUCACUGCUUCGCCUCUUCCUCGAGGACUGGUAUAACCAGCAGUUCCUGGGAUCCAAGUGUAGCUUUGGGGAUGAUAGGCACCUGACUAACCGAGUGCUGAGUCUAGGCUAUAAAACCAAGUACACUGCCCGCUCCAAAUGCCUGACAGAGACCCCCAGCACAUACCUGCGGUGGCUAAACCAGCAGACACGCUGGAGUAAGUCCUACUUUCGCGAGUGGCUGUACAAUGCUCUCUGGCUCCACAAGCAUCAUCUGUGGAUGACCUAUGAAUCUAUUGUGACUGGCUUCUUCCCCUUUUUCCUUAUCACGACAGUAAUUCAGCUGUUCUACAGUGGGCGCCUCUGGAACAUCCUGCUUUUCCUGCUCACAGUUCAGACAGUGGGGAUGAUCAAGGCCACAUACGCCUGCUUAUUGCGUGGCAGCAUUGUUAUGGUCUUCAUGUCACUCUACUCUGUCCUGUAUAUGUCCAGCCUCCUCCCUGCCAAAAUCUUCGCCCUUUUUACUAUCAACCAGGCCGGGUGGGGCACCUCAGGGCGCCGGCGGAUUGUGGUCAAUCUCAUUGGGCUGGUGCCAGUGUCUGUCUGGUUCUCGGUCCUAGCAGGAGGACUCAGCUACACCAUUUACUGUGAGGCACAGGUGCCCUUCAAGGAGACUGAGCGGACCUUCCUCAUUAUCGGGGCCAUAAUCUAUGCUUGUUACUGGCUCCUCCUUCUCUCUCUCUACCUCGCCAUCAUGGCUCGGCGCCGCAAUGAAAAACCGGAGCAUGAGGACCUGGUUUUGAUGGAGGCCUGAGUCCCUGCUCCAGAAUAAGGUCAUCAUGGGAGCAGUGCUACAGGGUUCAGUUGUUCCUGAAGCUCAAGGUAAUAACUGAAAGACAAGCACUUUCCACCGUGUCACAGGACUUCUGGCACAGGGACUUUCACAUUUGGAGGAUAAUGGGGAUUUUUGAGCUCACAAUCUUGGGAUAUAGCAGUGGAGAGCAUUCAUCGAUGAGGCAACAAAUUAACACCAUUGAUUAAUGUGUUUAGCAACCAUGAAAGUCUGGAGGCACGGGAUAUAUUUCCAAAGAUGAUGUUGAGGAUAAUGUGAAUGAAAUGUUUAAAAUAAUAAAGGGAACUGGCAAGAUAGAUAGGAAACAAUUCUUCCUGCUGUUGGAGGGGACAUAGUGGUUAGAAGCAAGAAACAAUUUCUUCACAUAGAGAGAUGUGGAAUACACUAACUCAGAAGGAUGUUGAGGCAGGUUUAAUUGGGAUAAUAAUAAUAUAAUCCUUGCAUUUAAUAUAGCGCUUUC
This is a messenger RNA of Callorhinchus milii (elephant shark), 2215 nucleotides long. RefSeq names its product hyaluronan synthase 3 (gene has3). Gene Ontology annotation, molecular function: hyaluronan synthase activity. Gene Ontology annotation, biological process: extracellular matrix assembly; hyaluronan biosynthetic process. The transcript is spliced from 3 exons. The record is from RefSeq and is a predicted model, not a curated record. Lineage: Eukaryota; Metazoa; Chordata; Chondrichthyes; Chimaeriformes; Callorhinchidae. Bases 61 to 1716 code for a protein of 551 amino acids.